Messenger RNA from Entamoeba dispar SAW760, 300 nucleotides. RefSeq lists its product as uncharacterized. NCBI's taxonomy places the organism in Eukaryota, Evosea, Mastigamoebida, Endamoebidae. Bases 1 to 300 code for a protein of 99 amino acids. The record is from RefSeq and is a predicted model, not a curated record. The transcript is spliced from 2 exons.
AUGUUAUUAUUUAUCAUCUUUUUACCUUUAUAUCUUUUUAUUACUUUAUUAUACAUCUACUAUACACUUCUUACUAUUACUAUUUCCUACUUAUUACUAUUUACUUAUUACUUCUUACAUUACUUCCAUUUCUUACUUAUUACUUAUUACUUCUUACUUAUUACUUCUUACUUAUUACUUCUUACAUCCUUUUACUACUUACUACUUACACCUACCCAUCUAUUCAUAACGGUUCCAUGUUCGAAUCUGGGUGGGACCACUUUUUAUGUAUAUAACUAUACCUUUAUACCAUUAUAUUAA